CUCUCUCCUCCCAUCCUCCAUAGCACCCCCCUCCCUGUCAGCACCACCACCACCAUCCUCCUCACACACAAAAGCAAUUGGCUGCCUUAGAGCCGAGGCUUAGCCAGCUGCAAGCAGAACGUAAUAAUCGACUACCUUGGAAGGGAGGGAGGCAGCAGAGGAAGCAGCAGCCAUGGAAGAAUACAAAUAACUGCCCUCAAUUCACCCCCCCCCCCGCAGCAAAAUCCAAACCACCAAGCAAGGAGUGCUGUGAGAAAGGCCGACCUAGAUGCAUCCCCACACUGCUCCGCUGGGAAAGCCGCACACGUCUGUGCCCGGAUCCAGGCGCUGGACCUCCUGAGCAGCCCGUCUCCAUCGGGAGGAAUGCCUACCCGGGAUACAGGCAGGAUCUUCUUUGUUCCUCACUAGCCACAGGCACGGCCCAAGCCCUUCCUCAAGGGACCUGCUGUGCAGCCAGCCCCUCUCUGAGCACCAUGGGGACCACAGAAGCCACUUUGCGGAUGGAAAACGUGGAUGUGAAGGAAGAGUGGCAAGAUGAGGACUUCCCAAGACCUCUCCCAGAGGAGACAGGGAUGGAGUCACUGGGCAGUCCUACAGAAGAUGAGAACACAUCCUCUCCCCCCAAUACUUUAAACUUUAACGGGGCGCAUCGUAAGCGGAAGACACUUGUUGCACCUGAAAUCAACAUUUCCCUGGACCAGAGUGAAGGCUCCAUUCUCUCCGAUGACUUCCUGGACACACCAGAUGACCUGGACAUUAAUGUGGAUGAUAUCGAAACUCCUGAUGAGACAGAUUCCCUUGAAUUCCUGGGGAAUGGGAACGAACUGGAAUGGGAAGAUGACACUCCUGUGGCCACAGCCAAGAACAUGCCAGGGGACAGCGCAGACCUGUUUGGGGAUGGUGGGACAGAAGAUGGGAGUGCUACUAACGGCCGGCUCUGGAGGACUGUCAUCAUUGGGGAGCAGGAGCACCGCAUCGACCUCCAGAUGAUCAAACCCUACAUGCGAGUGGUGACACACGGAGGAUACUAUGGAGAAGGUCUCAAUGCCAUCAUUGUCUUUGCUGCCUGCUAUCUGCCAGACAGUAACCUGGCUGAUUACCACUACAUCAUGGAGAAUCUCUUCCUAUACGUGAUCAGUAGCCUGGAGCUGCUGGUGGCUGAGGACUAUAUGAUCGUGUACCUGAACGGAGCAACGCCCCGCAGGAGGAUGCCAGGCCUGGGCUGGCUGAAGAAAUGCUACCAGAUGAUAGACAGAAGGCUGCGUAAAAACCUCAAAGCAUUGAUAAUCGUGCAUCCCUCGUGGUUCAUCCGGACAGUGCUGGCCAUAUCCAGACCCUUCAUCAGUGUGAAGUUUAUCAACAAGAUCCAGUAUGUUCACAGCCUGGAGGAACUGGAGCAACUCAUCCCAAUGGAGCAUGUGCAGAUCCCAGACUGCGUCCUACAAUAUGAAGAAGAGAGGAUCAAGGCCAGAAAAGAAAGGGCAGAAGAGAAGCAAGACAUGGCUGAGAAGGAAAGCAGGCCUGUGCCUCCAGCAGAAGAUCAGGAAACCAGUAUGUCGUGAAUCAAAGCAGAGUGGAAUGAAUGGAGUAGAAGAAUGACGCAGCCUGGCAGUCACCCACGAAAAUGACCUUUUGGUGUAAGACCUUGUCACCAUCUUAUUCCCAGUUCUGUAGCUCAUGGAGCCUGCCUCCCUUGUCUCCAAGAUGCAAAGUCCAUUAAACUUUUUGGAAACAUUUUACUUUGAAAAAAAGAUGAAAAAAAACCCGAAGCCACAAAACCAAGCAAGCCAAGAAUAGCACUUUUCAGGACAGGUUCCAGUGCGUUUCAGUAAUGGUCUGUGGAGAGCUAUUAAGUAGUGCAAAUAGAUACCGUGUUUCCUCUUGGUAAGUUAAGAGCAUCCUGUAGUCCAGUAGUUGCCAGCCCAGAAAGAGAUAUAUUUUUUGUUUAAAUUAUAAACCCUUCCCCUAACUUGCUGCUGGCCAGCACUGAGACAUUCUGCUUUGAACUGCACACCCCAUUCCCUCCGUAAAGAUGUGGCAACCAGGGACUAGUGAACAUGGAAUGAGAAGAGUGAAUUCCCCUCCUUGCUACAGCCAGUGUGUGUUUCUUCCUGAAAAUACCAAGUGCCCACCGGUCGAGGCACCUCUUCCAGCCUUGACCAGUUCAUUCAUUGCCAGUUUCUCUUCUUAACUCACACGGGAUCAUUCCUAGCAGCAAAUGCCAUGGUUUUUUCCUGGUUUGCUCUGUCUGUUUGUAAGGCACUCUGAUAACUCUGAGAGUCCUGUAUGGUAUGGCAGCCUCCACAGAACCUUCUCAUGAGCAUCUUCUAUCAGCACACACACACCAAGAAGGUCUGGUUUUAAGAAGGAGCCUUAUGGACAGGGAAGUUUUUCACACCUUGCCCUUGUAUUGAUCUCAUGACACUGGACAAUCAUUCACUAUUAAUACCUCCUAUUGCGGAGACAAGCUGCUAAAUGUUUGAAAUUCCCUAUUUGCCAUCCCUGGGUAAUGAGGGGCCUCAUCUACAAACGUACCUACCCAAGGGGAGAAUGCUGCAGGGGUGAGGCAGGACACUGUGACUGGGUUCAGCUCCUCAGCAGCCAGGAGGUGCAGACGUGACACAGAGACUCCUGAAAUCUGUAUUUUGGACUCAUAAGGAUUCUGUGAGCAAAGGAGGGAAGAAAAUUUAAGAAACUCUUUGGCUAAAAUCAUUUGGAAACUCCUGAUUUCACCCGAGUCUUUCACCGAGUCUCCAAUUAUCAGGUAAAGCCUCUUGUGGGUGAAGAAUUACCUGAACGUUUCCCCACUUAAGGAACAGUUCAAGCCUGGCAACCCCAACCCGUGGCUAUUUGAAAUCACCACCACUUCACUCUGCUCUGAACUCCCCUGGAGGACAGUUCCAGCAAAGCAAGAUUUUCCUCAAGAUAGGGCUGUCUCCUCUGCAUAUAUAAAGCUUCUCUUUUUUCCUUUUAGUGACUAAAACUGCUACAGAUGAGAUCUCUAUUUCCCAACUGCUACAAAGGAGCACCAAAGCUGCUUUCUAACUUACUUCUCUUUUGAUAUGUGUUUUUCUCACACACUUCAGUCACAGAUGUAUUUACUGAACAGACCUUUGCAUGAAAAACAGAGCACUGCACCCACAGCAUUAACCCGAGAAACUGAAGGUGGUAAAAACUCCAUAUUCUGUCUCACUGGCAUGUUACUAAUAAGCACCAAGCAAGCACCAAUCUCCACGGCUUUCUGGAAACUUCAUCCUGAGCCAGUGAAUUCUGUGCUACAAGGGAAAAACAGCACUUCAGGGUUUUUGGAGUGUGGGGUUCAUGCCAAUGACACCUCCCCACAGAAGGAGUUCUGGCCAGAGCUCUCCACGCAGGCAGCAGGCAUCUGUUCCAAGGCAGAAGCAGCAGUCAGGGAUUACCAAACAUGAGCGUGUUCAGCCACCCUGCAAAGCUGGGUGUUCUUUUCCACACAUGGGCUGUCAGAUGGACUAAAGGAACCCACUGAAAUGAAGAAAGGACUCUUCCAGUGAAAGUAAUUUUAGCUCAGACUAGUAAUAAUCAAAUCUGGUAGUGUAGGAGCAUGGGAAUUCACCAUCCCCCCCGAUAACACUUCAACCUAGAUUGUCCGUGUUUCUUUUGAGACCAUUUUUAUGCAGUUAGAUAAGAAAUCGUCUGCUUUCCACAGGAGAAUGCAAUGCAGUUGGACACUGAAAGGGAACUUUACAAUUCUAUAAUGAACAAAACCAAUAGAUCAUUUAAUAAUGUUUUCCAAGUACAAUUCCAGAAACCUUUUAUGCGUCCUUAAUUACUAAACAGGAAAAAAAUGUUCCCAACGUCAUGGAAAAUCCUGCUGUUAUGGAACACAUGGGCAUGGAAGAUAAGAAACCUUGAUUAUGUUUAGUCUUGAGACCUGAAGAAACCAACUGCUUGAUGCCCAGCAGUCACCAUGCCAGAGGAAUCGGGGGUUUUGGUGUGGUUUUGUUUUGGUUUUUCCCAAAGCAAAGACUCUGUGUCUACAUUUUCAGGAAAAAAAACAACUACAGAAUGAGCAGACCCGAAGGUGAAAACUCUGUGUUUUUUCCAGCAAUUCCUUCAGGGCAAGGUUAAGAGUUCAGCUGGGAAAAGGGCAGACACCAAGUUCAUUUCCAGACACGAAGGAGGUUGGUUGUUGGAACACAAGAGUCAGUUUGGAAAGUUCUUUGAAACAAUUUUUCAGAAGUGCACUUUCUGACAGAGCACUCUAAGCAGUAUGCACUAUAUUUUCAUUCUUAAUACAAUGAUAUGAGUGUGUAGAUGUUAUGUUCCUGGCUGGAUGGAUGUCUAUUACUCUUUUCAACAUAGAAAUGAACCUGCAACCCAAAAUGGAUAAAUUUUAGCUAAAUGUAAAAAGUGCAUUUUUAUAGCAACAAAAAAAAGAAGGAUCAUUAAAUUCUUUCAGUGCUUUUAGAUGCUGCUGGAAACCAAAGUAGCUACAAAUUCUUCAACACAGAAACAAGCAAAUUGGCAGAGUUUCUUUACCAGCUGUGGAGCAACAUAUCUAAGUUUGGUGUUGAUUGACCUGCACAGGCUUCAAGCAAGAUCAGAGCUGGGUGCUGUAACAAACACACCACCAAAACACUGCAUUCAUCUUCAGAAGAUCAUGACAAACUCAGAUCCACCUGUGGGAGACCACCAGUUGCGCAGGGGCAGCGGAUCAAGGUUUCACAGCCUGCAAACAAGAGAUGUAAUUGCACUGGGAGGGAGCUGUCAACUGCGGGGUGACAGGACUUACCUUGCACAGAAGCUGAGCUGUGGCAAUAGAACAAACAGAGAUCUGAGGUGACUGAAGCCAUUUUACACGUUCCUUUGCCAGUUCCUCAGGGAGCUGCUCUCAAAGCCUAUCUGCAGAGGGGUUUACCAGCCAAGUUCUAUGCUUCCGCUGGAGAUGCAGUUGAGAAUUGUGCUGUACCAGCAAAAAAAAUAUACAAAAUCUUGCUAGUAAAAGUACAUUGACAUUAGAACUUUUGCCAGUGUAUAUUCAUAUGGUUAAAAACUAAAAUGAAAUAAACUCCAUCCUUUUAGCAAUACUGCUGAACUGGUCAGUGUUCCCAGUGCACAGGAGGCCUUGCUCCUGCCUCAGAAGAACAUCUCUGGAGGAUCAAUGGUUUAUGAAUGCACUGUACCCUAUCAGCAAGAAUUACCAACACCAUUUUUCUGGGCUUGGAUUCUACCUCUCAUGAGCUUUUCUGAUGGUGAAUCCAUGAAUAGCCACAUUUUAGCUGCAGACAAAAUUAUUUUACCCUCAUAAUAUUCACAACAAUCAUGGUAUUGACUCACUAAUUUAUGUCUAAUUUCAACCUUCACCCAGCGUCAGCCUGAAAAAUCACAUCCUGAGGACAGACUAGGAAAUAACCUUCCCAGCUCCUUAAGGCAGCCACAGGACUUGACCAGCAACUGUCAGCUUUAUACAGUGAAAAUACUUUGUUUAGGAAUCAUCCAGAUUUGGGGCUGUCCAGUAAUUUUCCUUUUGAUUCACAAGGAAGACCCAGGAAAUAAAACUGAGAUGCUGCUGUAUAUUCAGUUGGGUAAUGAAUCCCAUCUCCUCUGUACAGUGCUGUGUAAAUGUGAGUGGAUGUUUAGAGCAUACCUCAUUGCAAAUUUAUCCAUCUAUUUUUUCCAAAGAUGAUUUGCUUACAGAUGUGCAAACCCACGUGGGAGAAAACCUACAUGGGACAGGUUUUAAAAGCAGCACAUCCUCUAUUUGACAUGAAAAAACAAAAGAGUUCAUGAAAUGCUGGUGGCAAUAAGCUCAGUUUGGCCUGACGGCAGGUGAAAUGACCAGGCAAAAUUGCUCUAUCUCCAAAAGCACAUGUUUUCUCUUUUGUAUUUCCAUAUUUACUGGCAGUCAGAAAUACAGCAUGCUACUGGUAAAGUGAAGUUUAAAAGUCACCAUGACAGUAUCACAUUGACCUAUCUCAGUUUUUUCUCCUUUGUAGUGGGUCCUUUUAACCCAAACCUCCAUGUAAAAACGUGUGACCUGUCAUUUUUCUAAAGUGUUUGUAACUAGGUGGUUUAUGCUAGAAGACAUAGAUUGCUGUUCAGUAUGUAUUCUUAUUUUUGCUUUGUAUUAUUCCAUAAGAAUCUGUGGAUAUACAAUUAAAAUGAGACUAAUCCUUAAGCAAAAAUGCAUAUCCUUCUUUUUGUCCAGAUCUUUUAUUUUGACUUUGGUUCCAUAAGGAAAAUACGAUGGAUUUUUGUGUUUGGAUGCUAUUCCCUUGAAUAAAGCAAGUCCAAGUCCUCCCUGGCA
Strigops habroptila (Kakapo) is the source of this 6286-nucleotide messenger RNA. It is a transcript of the gene ATCAY, whose product is annotated as ATCAY kinesin light chain interacting caytaxin. The transcript has 13 exons. Gene Ontology annotation, biological process: apoptotic process. The record is from RefSeq and is a predicted model, not a curated record. Gene Ontology annotation, cellular component: cytoplasm. NCBI's taxonomy places the organism in Eukaryota, Metazoa, Chordata, Aves, Psittaciformes, Psittacidae. The coding region runs from base 474 to 1562 and encodes 362 amino acids.